CACUUCAGGGUUACAUUCACUAAAUACUAAUAAUAAUAAUAUUCACGUGAUCCUUAUAAUAUCAUUAGUACAAUGGUGGUACGUCUGGAUUCGGCGGUAUCCUGCAAUUUAAAUGUUUGAGAAUGUAAUUACAAAAAAAAAUUAAUCUAUGUCCAUUUUCUCGUAAAUCCUAUAUGUUUUCAAUCCAACGUCAGUUAUAUGUUUUUUUUUUUUUUUAUUCUGUUUUCUGAUCCUCAAAUCCCUUGUCUUUGAGUUAUUAAAACUUAUGAAUCAAAUUAUUUGUUGUUCAGCCAGCUGAAAUAAGUUUCGGCCUUCGAAAUAUGGACUCUCAUUCACCCAGUAGCGACAGGGCAUCUGAUACUCCGCGGAGCGGGGACGGCGCGGGGGGAGGGGAGAAGGCGAGGCUCGCUCGUCUGUGGGGAGCCGUCGACUCGAAACUGCUCAAGCCUCUGUUGACGCACGCACGGCCGCCUCUCACCGAGACACUGCCAGCCUUCCUGAGACCGCUCGCUAGGCUGUUGACUACGACGAGGCAGUACACACAGGGUGAAAACAGCCUACGAAGAACAGACUCAGAUUCUGACCUGUGUAUUGAUGAACCUCAACCUGUUCCUACAACUAUCGACCCUCAGCUAACUUAUAACAUACGGAAUGGAUAUGGAAAUGUAUAAUCAUUGUAGCAUUAGUGAACUGCGGCUGUGAUUUAAGGUCUAGAAAUUUACAUGUACAUAGAUAAUACAUGGGUUUUUUUUU
Molecule: messenger RNA, 753 nt
Organism: Melitaea cinxia (Glanville fritillary)
Lineage: Eukaryota; Metazoa; Arthropoda; Insecta; Lepidoptera; Nymphalidae
Product: sodium/hydrogen exchanger 6-like
Exons: 4
Coding region: 321-671 (116 amino acids)
Source: RefSeq, a predicted model, not a curated record